Messenger RNA from Clupea harengus (Atlantic herring), 4472 nucleotides. RefSeq names its product KLF transcription factor 9 (gene klf9). Gene Ontology annotation, molecular function: RNA polymerase II cis-regulatory region sequence-specific DNA binding; DNA-binding transcription factor activity, RNA polymerase II-specific. The record is from RefSeq and is a predicted model, not a curated record. NCBI's taxonomy places the organism in Eukaryota, Metazoa, Chordata, Actinopteri, Clupeiformes, Clupeidae. Gene Ontology annotation, biological process: regulation of transcription by RNA polymerase II.
UGAGUAAGGUGAUAGGCUUUGCAAAGCUUGUAGGUUUGCAAGGCUACAUGUACUACUGACCACAUCAUCGACACAUAGAACACAUUCGAAACGGAAUGACGACUAUAUACGUUAGUUGGUAAAGAAAAACAUAAUCUGUACCCGAUCUGUACAUCGUAAACAGACUGAACUGCACACUACCCCGCACUAAUGUGUAACGCCCCUUCACGUGUGCUUCCAGGAAAACAUUCAAGGGGGCCGUGACCGUUUACAUGGGUUCCUUGGCCAGCUGUGAACUCCCACAACUCUAAGCUUCAGGGAGUGUGUGGUGGGCUCAACUACUCCAUGCCGUGGAUGAAAUGGUCUAUGCGUAGCAGACAUAUUUUACUCGGAAAUAUGUCCUGAAAUGAACUACUACAUGCCAGCGAAGUGCCGCGAAAAUUAUUUUCUUAAAAGCGUCCUUAAGAGGUCAUAUUGCUCUCAUCCUAGUUCUCGGAAAACACACAAUACUGACAGUGUCUGUUCUGACUUGUACUUGUCUAUAAAUUAUCACCAGGUAUACGCAAUAUCUGGGAGUUCAUUGAGUGCCUUAUUCCUCAUGCCAGUGGCCAUUACUACAUAGUGAGCAUCAGUUCAUGUGUUUUUGGAAAUGAAAGGAGACACCUACUUAGCCUACCAUGGGAUACUGACCUUGUGAACUCUUGGAAACUUCCAAAGCACAUUAGUAGGGUAUAGACAAAUUAUUUCACCGCGUUAACAAUAUGAUCUUGACACAAGCACAAUCAAUCAUUCAUAUAUAGACCAACAUAUUUUCUUUAAUGUGGCACACUAUCAGAUUACCAUAUUGUUCUUUACUGAGAGUGCCAUUCGCAAAUUACUGUCACCAGCACUUCCAUUGCUUCCCUUUAUUAUCUAUCGCCUUUUUUAAUCAUGCAAUUUCAAUAUAGGGGUUAAUCCAAUAGGCCUGUUAGUUUGGGUGAUUUCUAACAACCUCUACACAUUGCUAUGUCAUAUUGCGGUGCAUUUGACUUGUUUCUUUUAUUUACAUUAGGUGUACGCCUACUUAUAAGGGUAGUAUGGCCUACAAUAUGACGUUUAUAUAUCUGUCAAAGUAGUUAAUUACAAAAAUCCAUCUAUCACUAAAUGUUUUCCAGACAACAAGCAACAAGCUGAACUUGACCACAUCUGAUGUUAAUGAACUAACCUCGAGGGGAAAAGUUCAGUUCAGUGCAAGUUACCACUAUUCGACUUCUGUCAUUUAAGUUUAGUGUAGCCAACAUACGUGAGCUGACGCUCCCUCUGUUUCGAAUUCGAUUGGACUACGGGCUUGAAGCAGAAAGCGGCUCUGGCCAACCUCUAGCCGGCUUCCUGUAAUUUGUUUCCGAGUAGUGCAUAGACGGAACGUCACUGAUACUCUUGCCCAAUCGUGUACCAGAUUCAUGAUGACACCCUGGGAUUCCGCGAAAUUGCUACUUUGAGAAGGCACCCUGAAAUGCAGCAAAACGAAUAGUGUUGAGCCAUGUGUGUCUUUCGGCAGGGGAUAACAGGAGUGCGACGUUCCUUUCCACCGACUUUUUGUUUUCAGUUCAUGUACAAAAAAGAGCCCAGUCAGCGAUAAAAAAAAAACUACUUAGACGAUUCGUUUUCUAUAUUUCACCACACCGUCACAUUUAGCGUGACAGCCUCAAUUUCUUUGAAAUGUUAUUGCUAUCUAGAGUCCUCACAUUGGAGAAAACACGUGUGGGGACCAGCCGCAUGUUUCUUGAAAUCUCGCCAAUCGCUACAAGAAAAGAUCAGUAGCCUAAUAGGACUACUGUGUUCAUUUAAAACAUCAGGGCUAAACCUGUUUACGGAUUUCAAUACAGCUGCAUCCAUAUUUCCCGCUAUGUCAGAUCUGGCUGUAAAGUGUUUGGACUCAAUCUCUAACUGUUUGGACAAAAAUGACUGUCCUGUGGAAGACCUGACCAAAGAAAAUCAAGAAAAUCGGACUUUGCUGAUGGUAGCAAUGAUUUUGCUUGAUCUUAAACAGUGCGAUUCAACUGCUCGAAGCAACAGCGGCGCCAGCAAACGUUUAGGAGAUAGUGACGCAGGUAAUCAGACAGUAUUGUGGAACCACGGAGCGGAGGAUGAAGUGCGGAAUCCCUUAACCGGACGCUGUCGACCAAAUACAAAGGUGGUUAAGCAGAGUCGUCGGCGCACCGGGAGGUUGCACGUGUCCCCGGAAAAGAAGCACUGCUGUCCCUUCAAUGGCUGUGGAAAAACCUAUGGCAAAUCAUCUCAUCUUAAGGCUCAUUUAAGAGUUCAUACAGGUGAACGUCCCUUCAAGUGCACGUGGCCUGACUGUGCUAAGAAGUUCUCACGCUCCGAUGAGCUGACGCGUCACGUCCGUACGCACACCGGAGAGAAGCGCUUCACCUGUCCGCUAUGUGACAAGUGCUUCAUGAGGAGCGAUCACCUCACUAAGCACGCUCGCAGGCACGCCGGCUUCCACCCCAGCAUGCUCCAGACCGCAUCUGGCCGGAGACAACGUUCCUCUGCAUCCAUUUCGUCAUCUGGAUCAAGUGACACGCCGUCUGAAUGUGUGUGAUAUUCGCAAUCAGCUCUCCCUCACCUCCCUACAUUAACCUCUAUGUACAUGCACAAGCAGACAUGCGCAAGGAUGUGUUUGCACUCAUCCCUGUAUAGUCCAAUACAGUCAUAUGGAGUGGACCAGGUGGUGCAGGUCUUGUGGAGUAAAAUCAGGGGCAUCGCUAGGUAUAUUAUUGGGGGGAGAGGGGGGCUUUAGCCCCCACUGCCCCCCCCCCCCCCCCCCCCAAAAAAAGUACUGUCCAGCACACCCAUCGCCCAAUAAAUGUCCUUCGCUUAAUCAAAGCUAUCAAUAUAUCUAAGCUAAAAGUUUUCAUUGAUCAAGAAACUAUCAGCAAUUGUACCAUUGCCUUUAUAAUAUUACAGGAUAGGCACAAGGAACUGUUUAUAAUUGAUAGCAUCACCAAACUACAACCUUCUGUGUCAUCACAGAACUUUAACCUUACCUAACUAUCAGUUUAGGUAGAUGUCCCAGCCCUAGAUCAUAACAAGAAAUUACGUUUUAAUUAUAGAAUUAAGUACAACUAGAUUAAAUGCGGAAUGGUUGAAGACAUUACAUUUUAAAGACAUGAACCCAAGUGAAGGGUUCAGAGAAUAAGGGUUCAGAGAAAUUAACAUAUUGAUGAUAUAGUGAAUGGUAGUGUUCAGUGUGAUUUUAUAUUCUCAUCUGUGAUGCUGCAGCGGAAAUGUUUUCCCAUACUUUGAUUUGAUCAUCCUAUAUGGGUGUUGUUGCAUUUCUAUUUAUAGAUCCAAUGUAAUUACAAAAUUAAAAAAGGGAAUUACUUCAACUUUAGGUCAUCAUUUUGUAAUAUGGCUGUAAUUCAUAUUUGUUCAUGUGGCUUCCAUGUGAAAUUAACAGAAAACUUUCCCAACUGAUUUGGGAAAAACAAAGGGCUAGGUCUUAUUUCAUUGUUCAAAGUGGUAUUUAGUCACUACAGACAGCAGAGGAUUGUUUGUAUUUGAGGCUUCGCCUUCUUGCGCCCCCUAGCGGUUGCAAAACUCACUUUUACAACCUCUCAUGUGCGUCAUAACCAAAUUAAUAUUUCUAUUUCAUCUUCUAUGUAUGUACAGACAUUUUUUUGUUUAUUUUUGUUUGUUUUUUAAGCUUUAUUUUUGGUGGUGGGGUGUGUGUGUGUUGGGGGGAGGGGUAUUGGUACAGACCUUUUGGUUGCAGCUCUUUGUACUGUGAAGGUUUUCCAUGAUAAUUACUGUAAGUUAGAAGUAAACUCACCACCAACAUUGCUGUCUACCAACCUGCCUUUGUUAAACCAUGUAGCUCAGCUAGACUAUAUAUUUAAAGCAAGUCAGACACUACUGUUAAUGUUAGUGAUACUGUAUUCAUAAUUGGUAUUGUUAAGACAGGCUGCUUUUCAUACUGUGAAAUGCAUCACUGUUUGUGCCUUUAGUUGAAAUGGACAUAGUCAUGGUAUAAUGAAAUAUAAACUUCUGUAUUAAUUCCCUAUAGAAAUAUAAUAAAUACUUUCUAAUCAUGUUUUUUGUAAUAUUUGGGUUAUUAUGAACAAUAAAACCAAAACAUCAUUAAGGUUUGAGAUGGAUACAGAUAUACUGGAAAAAUAGCAGCGUUUACUGUUGUAUGCUAAGGGUGUAUUUCAUAAGCAUCAGUAGUCACAGUAUCAUCUUACUGAAUACUGUCGUUGACAACUAUUUUGCUGCUGGAAAGUACAUGUAGGUACAAUUAUGGUAUUUAAGCGUCUUUGGGUUUCUAGAAAAGCGCUAUAUCAAAAUAAAGUAUUAUUAUUAUUAUUUUUAUUAUUAUUAUGGUAUAAGUUAGCCAGACAUUCGUUUGUGCACAUAUGGGUUUAGCUGUGUGGUAUUUAUCAUCACGCAGUGCUGUAUUGUGUGGAGUUGUUUUGUCUGUAAUGCAACUAAAUCAUUUCUUAACUCAA